Indicator indicator is the source of this 640-nucleotide messenger RNA. It is a transcript of the gene MKRN2OS, whose product is annotated as MKRN2 opposite strand. Bases 1 to 639 code for a protein of 212 amino acids. The transcript is spliced from 4 exons. The record is from RefSeq and is a predicted model, not a curated record. Lineage: Eukaryota; Metazoa; Chordata; Aves; Piciformes; Indicatoridae.
AUGGCGGAGGCUGCCAUCCUGCGGGUGCGGCACUGCGGCGCCGAUAUCUUCUGCCGACGGCCGCCGCGGCUCUGUCCCGCCUGCGGCAUCCCCCUGCGCGGGGCCGGGCUGGCCGCCGCCCCCCUCCGCCUGCCCAGCCCCUUCCGCCACGGCCACCGGCAGCCCCGGGCCUUCCUGCUCCGGCCCACUACCGGCACCUUCCUCGGAGGAUACGACGGGAAAUCGGAUCUUCAUGUGGGAAUAACCAACAGUAAUGGUGUGGUAUACAAUUACGACCAAGAGGGCAUCCAGAGAGCUGAAACUGGAUGGGAACAGUGCAUCAGUAUCCCACUAGUACAGCCAGACAUGUUUGGGCUGCUCCAGCAGUGGGAUCAGCUCCUAGAGGAAUUCUCUGUGGGAGAGGCCUGGCUUCCUCACAGGUAUGAGGAGGAUGAGCACAACUGCUACACGUUCGCGCUGGCCUUCCUCAACAGCGUCCUGGCUGCAGAGGGCAAACAGCAGCUGAGCAAAAGGGAAUUCACUGAGAGGUUUGUGAUCCCCCAGACAAAGAGAGCUUCCAAAUACAUCACUCUGCAGCAGGAGCUCACAGCUAAGGACUUCUACAUCGUACCCCUCCCUGAUCCCCCCAAAGAGUGCUGAA